Molecule: messenger RNA, 1064 nt
Organism: Hibiscus syriacus
Lineage: Eukaryota; Viridiplantae; Streptophyta; Magnoliopsida; Malvales; Malvaceae
Product: PRA1 family protein A1-like
Exons: 8
Coding region: 170-799 (209 amino acids)
Cellular component (GO): membrane
Source: RefSeq, a predicted model, not a curated record
AUGUGCCUUGUUCUGUUCAUAGCAAAAAAACUCUCCAAAGAAACGCUUCCAAUUCCCAAACAAUCUGUUAGCUUCCUCAGCUCUUCUUCCUCGAAAAAACUUCCUUUCUCCCCUAAUUUCUAGGGUUUCGUAUAGUGAAAGAGAAGAGUAUCGAACAUAAUCGAAUCGAAUGGAUUGGGGAAACGUGACCGCAGAGGAUCUGAUUGACGCGCUUCGUGAAGUUGACUGGUCAUCGCCGCCACGUCCUCUUCCCGAAUUCUUCUCUCGGUUCACCGUCCCUCGAUCAUACUCCAAAUGGAAUAGCCGCCUUAAAUGCAAUCUCUACUACUACCGAACCAAUUAUUUCAUUUUGAUUGUUUUUAUUCUUGGUUUGGGAUUCCUGAGGAGACCGGUUGCUAUUUUAGCUGCGAUGUUAACAACGCUUAGCAUUGCCUUUCUUAAUGAUAGCUUUGCUGGAACUUUUAGUGAGAAGGUGACUAGAACUGUGAGGCAAUUCUCCCCACAUUUAGCAGCUAAGAUGAGGCCCCCUCUUAGACCUGUUAUCCGUGGUCAUCCGUCAGCUAAAAGAACAAUUCACAUUUGUGGUCGGCCUCGUUGGGUCUUUGUCUUCAUAUUCUCAUCUGUGAGUUUCAUCCUUUGGUACGUAUCAUGUGGUCUCUUGACUGUGCUAUGGGCACUUGUCAUUGCACUUCUUGCCACUAUCCUUCAUGCAAGUUUUAGAACACCUAACCUGAAGGCUCGUCUUAAUACAUUUCGUGAGGAAUUUCGUGCAGUUUGGCGCAAUUACAGUGAGCUGUAGAUCAUGUAGUCUAUAGCAUGUAAGCAGGCAAUGAAGGCUCUGAUGAUGGGGAACUCGUAGAUCUUGUUAUUAUAAGGUUGCACGGCUGCUGUCAACGUAAAAUGUGGUUUCUUCCGCUGGAUUGACACGAUGGUUGCAAUUCUUUGCAAUAGCAGACAAGUUGUAAAUUGUCAGUACCUCUUUGUUUCUGUAAAUCAGACGAUUUCUAUUGGAAAGACGUUGGAGAAUAUUUUAACUCAAUACUCCCCUUUGAGAAGAAAAUGAA